GAUGAUUACUUGAACGUCAUAAGAAUUGCCGGAGAUAAGUGCAAGCGUUAUCUGACCGCUUCAGUGUUCGCUAAGCUUCAAUCAGUUAGUGGAUUUCCAGGACGCGUCAGCAUCAUGUCGUUGUUCAACUAUACCAUGAGGAAGGUCUGGCUACAACAAACUCGAAUUGGCCUUUCGUUGUACGACUACACUGGACAAGGAUACCUUAGGGAAUCGGACAUGGAAUCGUACAUUAUGGAACUGAUUCCCACACUGCCACAACUGGAAGGACUAGAACGGUCGUUUCACAGUUUCUAUGUGUGCACGGCCGUUCGAAAAUUUUUCUUUUUCCUGGAUCCGCUGCGAACCGGCAAAAUUCGCAUUCGAGACAUCUUAUCGUGCAGUUUCCUCGAUGAUUUGCUGGAGUUACGGGAUGAUGAGUCGCCAAAGGAUUCACAAGAAUUGAACUGGUUCUCAGCACCGUCAGCGUUGAGUGUGUACGGACAUUAUUUGAAUUUGGACAAGGACCAUAACGGUAUGCUUAGCAAAUCGGAACUUUCCGGAUACGGCAGUGGAACUCUGACAUCCGUCUUCUUAGAUCGUGUGUUCUCCGAAUGUCAUACAUACGACGGUGAGAUGGACUACAAAACGUAUCUGGAUUUCGUACUGUGCCUGGAAAAUCGUCAAGAGCCUCAAAGUUUACAUUACUUGUUCAGGUUGGUAGACUUUGAGCACAAGGGAUACUUGACGUCGUUUACGUUGAACUAUUUCUUCAAGGGAAUACAGGAACAGAUUCUGGCACAUCGAGCGGAAAAAGUGAAUUUCCAAGAUGUCAAGGACGAGAUUUUUGACAUGAUCGGUCGACCGGCCGAUCCGUUGCGCAUUACGUUGAAAGAUUUGAUCAACAGUGGGCAAGGCGACACGAUCGUGUCAAUAUUAAUUGAAUUCCACAAAUUUUGGGCGUACGAAAAUCGGGAAACAAUGGUGGUGGAGUCGACAAACAUCGACGAUAAUUUGCGCAUCUCCUUAGAACUUCAAUUUAUCAUUUUUUUACCAGAAUAA
Molecule: messenger RNA, 1041 nt
Organism: Bradysia coprophila
Lineage: Eukaryota; Metazoa; Arthropoda; Insecta; Diptera; Sciaridae
Product: serine/threonine-protein phosphatase 2A regulatory subunit B'' subunit gamma-like
Biological process (GO): regulation of dephosphorylation; cortical cytoskeleton organization; T cell homeostasis
Cellular component (GO): centrosome; spindle
Source: RefSeq, a predicted model, not a curated record